Molecule: messenger RNA, 2486 nt
Organism: Hermetia illucens (black soldier fly)
Lineage: Eukaryota; Metazoa; Arthropoda; Insecta; Diptera; Stratiomyidae
Exons: 2
Coding region: 993-1925 (310 amino acids)
Source: RefSeq, a predicted model, not a curated record
UUCCCCUAGAUGACAGACGAAAUUUUAAAAAAGAAAUCAAGGAUUUUAUUUUAAAUGUGAUUCGUCCAGCAGGAAAAUAUAUAACUGGAAUUUCAGUCAAAAAAAUGGAUUCGCCGGUCAUUGACCCAUAAUGAAUUGGAUUUUCUUACUCCAUACUACAACCUUUUGACUUGUUGUUUGUUCUACUAAAGUUCUUUUAAGUAUGUUUGCGUGUGUUUCAGUGAAUAGUCGCGUUGUGCUCCCUAAACUCGGAAGAUAUUCGACUAGGCGAACCUAAUCAAGUUUAUUUUUAGGGUUUGUAAAUUCUCUCUAUACCUGACUCGCACAAUUGCGUGUCAAUCCAGCAUGAUAUGAGAAGUCGUUUCGGCAUCUUCAUGGAAAAUGUUGCAUGCUGGGUCCCUGUUAUUGUGUGCAAAUGGUUCCAUAAAGGAUAAAUGAUAACUUCUCGCCCUAUUGUCCUCAUUUUGUUUUUGUUUAAUUCAGGAUUUCCACCUUUUUAAUUUGCAGUUUAUCUUGAAGCAUAGAUUUGCACCCAUAGCCCAUUGUCGUUCCACAUUGAUACAUAGUUAUUUGAAUUUCUUCUAUAGAAUCUCGUUGGUUUUUUGCAAAGAAUUUCCACAUUUACUCAAAAUUUACACAUUCAAUUUUUACAAAUUUGGCAGAAUUAUUUCUUAGAAUUAUUAUUAGUCAAAAGCGAAGCUCCCAAAAUAAGCAUGGCAUUUGCUUGAAAUUGAAAAUUAAUUUUAAAAUACCAUUUUCUUUACCUAUUUGAAGUUAAACACCGAACGCAUCCAUUAUUGCGUCACAGUCACAGUUCAUUCACAGUUCAGUCCAGUUGAAGACACGGUCGAGUCACGGUUGGACGUGAUUCCCGGACGAAGAAGUUAGAAGUGAAUCUUGAGUUACGUCAUCCUCAUCCAUCCGCCUACACAUGUCGGCAUCAUCAAAGAACGAUGCCUAAAUAAAUACUCGCUAGCAAGUUAGCUUUCACCAUGGCCGAAUGGGUGAAAGUCAAGCGCCAGAAGCGCGGCGCAGCACCCGCUCUAUUACCGGACGAGGCGCUGUCCGAAGCGUCACUGGACUCUGCGCCAGAAGAAGAGGAGAGAGCCGCCUCAGAAUCCCGCCGGAUCACACCGGCCGAGAAGAUUGCUGGACCGAAUAAAAUCAUCUUCCAGCAAAAUCGCAACAUCGCAGAACUUAGAAGCCAGAUCGCACAGCUGGCGAGCAACCAAGCUGCAACUCAUCAACCGUCCGUCGCCUCAGCACCAGCGACGCACCCUUCAACCACUCAAGGAGCAUCAAACGACGCAAAGAAACGAGCGAGUGAAAAGGUCCCUCCAAUAAUUAUUAUGGAGGAGGAUUCGGCCAUCCUACAGAUAAUCUCGGCACACCUCGAUAAGCUGCCGAACAAAUUCACGAUGAAGAAGGGUGCAAAAUGCACCAAAGUGCUCGUCAACUCUAUCAAAGAGUUCGAUGACACUAAACGCUUCUUGUCGACGAACGACAAGAAGUUCUUUUCUUAUACACCAAAGUGCGAGAAGCCUGUGAACAUGAUCCUUCGUGGUCUACACAGCUUCCAUCCGAGGACGGAUGUGAUGACCGCACUCGCUCAAGCUGGCCGCUCAGAAGCCACCGAUGUCCGCCAGUACGAGACCCAACGCUCCAUCCAGGAGAAGAGGGAUCUCAACCUCUGGCUAGUGUCAUUUAAACCCGGGUUCAAUAUAGCGAAACUCGCGAGAACCAAAACGCUACUACAUACAGUAGUGCGCUUCGAAGCUGUACGCAACAAGCGUACCAUGCAGUGCAAGAACUGCCAGCGCCUCGGCAACGCUGCAGCCAACUGCUUUAUGCCUUACCGGUAUGUGAAAUGUGUGGAUUCACAUGCACCCGGCAAAUGCACGAAAAGCACAGAGGAGAAGCAUUAACUGCGGAUCUAAGGAGCAUCCGGCAAAUUAUCGAAAUUGCAGGACUUUUCAUAAUUUCAGGAAACCAGCGCAGGACCAGUCCCGUCCUAGCUUAAACUCAGCAAGGAUCAACGCGGGCGUAUCGUACGCCCAAGCCGCACGCGGAAUGCACACCAAACCGUCGGUAACCACCGCCGCCUCAUCGACGACAUCUCCAACCUUAGACAGCAAAGCCCAGGAGCCUACCAGACCUCGGGCACCAGCUCAACUCGUUUAUGCCAGCACUGUCUGCCUCCAAAGACAUUUGGGAGCAACGGAUGCAGCUCUUGUCAUUCAUAAUGUCAUUUGGCAAAUGAUUUUUUCUUUUCAGAUCUCUCCCGGCGUCUAGACGCACGGGUCAUUAGUUUUAAGCCCUAGUUUUAAGUCUAACUUUAGGACAUUAGGGGUUUUUAUGUCUUUCCCCUAUUUUUCGUUUAAGCUUUUAAAUUGUUUCCAUUUUUCCGCCUAGUGUAAUUUAUAUAUCCUAUAAUUUAUGACUCAGAUUAAGAAAAACUGUUAAGUCUUAGGCUACUUUUAGUUUAA